CAGCCCCGCCCCCGCCCCUGCGCGCGCGCGGCCGGUGAUGGGCGCCGCGAGCCCCGCGUGCGCGGCGCGGGAGCCGCUGUCGCGGGAGCCGCUGUCGCGGGAGCCGCUGUCGCGGGAGCCGCUGUCGCGGGAGCCGGCGCUGCGCUCCGUGCUGCGGCACGUGCGCCUGGAGAACCUGGCGGCGGGAAUGAGCGGCGGCGUCCUGUCCACCCUGGCGCUGCACCCGCUGGACCUCGUCAAGAUCCGCUUCGCAGUAAGUGAUGGGUUGGAGUUGAGGCCAAAGUACCAUGGAAUUCUUCACUGCAUGAGCACAGUCUGGAAGCAUGAAGGGCUUCGAGGCUUGUACCAAGGGGUGACUCCAAACAUGGUGGGAGCAGGAGCCUCCUGGGGACUUUACUUCUUCUUUUACAAUGCCAUCAAAGCUUACAAGAAGGAAGGGAAGAUGGAAAGUCUCAGUGCGAGCGAACACCUAGUGUCAGCUGCAGAGGCUGGAGCCAUGACUCUCUGCAUUACAAACCCAAUAUGGGUAACCAAGACUCGACUUGUGCUACAAUAUAACGCUGGCAUGGAUCCAUCCAAGCGGCAGUACAGAGGAAUGUUUGAUGCUCUCAUAAAGAUAUACAAGACAGAGGGCAUACGUGGCUUAUAUAAGGGAUUUGUGCCUGGUCUGUUCGGAACAUCACAUGGAGCACUUCAGUUCAUGGCCUACGAGGAUUUGAAAGAGAGAUACAACAAGUAUAGAAACAGAGUAUCAGAUACAAAACUGAACACUGUGGAAUACAUAAUGAUGGCAGCUGUAUCCAAAAUAUUUGCUGUGGUAGCAACAUAUCCCUAUCAAGUUGUGCGAGCUCGUCUUCAAGACCAGCAUAACACAUAUUCUGGGGUGUUUGAUGUGAUCCACAGGACCUGGAGGAAAGAAGGUGUUCAUGGAUUUUACAAAGGAAUUAUACCUAAUGUAAUCAGAGUGACUCCUGCCUGCUGUAUUACCUUUGUAGUUUAUGAAAAUGUGUCUGGCUUUUUACUUGGUUUUAGGAAAGAAAAUAAUUAAAGGUAUGAACUUGUGUUCCUAGGAAGGAAUCUAUCCUUUAUUUUUUAUAUUCAUGAUCUGGGAGAAACUUAGUUCAGCAGUCUUCGUUGACACUGUGAAUUGAUCUGGUAUUUUGAGGAAAGAAUGUAGAGACUAAACCCUGCCAACAUCUCUCCUGUUGAACGUUCCUGCAUCGCUGCCUUCCUCUCUGAAUCUGCUGUGUCUGCCUGUAGCAGAUGUCUGCAACUGUGAAAUAAGAGUGCUGUGACUGGGUGAAGGCAGCUGCACAGCAAUUCCAUUCAUCCUGGCCUGCCUGGAAUAACCCACUGAGCAGUUUCAGCAAGUCUCAAGAUAGCAGUUGGUGAGAUUCUGCUCCUGCACAAGUGGAAAACUUCAUAUGAAAGCAGCCCUGGGGCCUGUCAAAACUUUCUUAAAUCUCUGAGUCUCAUUAAAACAAGGAAUGUCAUCUGAA
Molecule: messenger RNA, 1499 nt
Organism: Serinus canaria (Common canary)
Lineage: Eukaryota; Metazoa; Chordata; Aves; Passeriformes; Fringillidae
Gene: SLC25A32
Product: solute carrier family 25 member 32
Exons: 7
Coding region: 38-1048 (336 amino acids)
Biological process (GO): nucleotide transport; folate import into mitochondrion
Cellular component (GO): mitochondrion
Molecular function (GO): folic acid transmembrane transporter activity; FAD transmembrane transporter activity
Source: RefSeq, a predicted model, not a curated record